AGGAAUAUUUUGCAACCAUGGCUUCGCGCCGACUCUUCCUCUCAAUCAUCGGACUGAUAUCCCUGUCCCGGGUGCAUUGUUUGGACACUGAGCCCGAGGGUGAUGGUUUUCACGAGACUGAAGUUCAGGGACGGCAUAUCCCCAAACAACACCAUCAUUCGGUCCACUACAGGCCGACACCCGCACCACCCUAUAUCCCCGUGGAUCCUUUCCAAUACACGCCAACACCCAGCCCCCCAAGAUACCCGUACGAGCCAGCUGAAACCCCCAGAGUCAAGGUCGAGGAAGUCCAGCCUAUUGCCCGACCAGUAGAGCGGAAACGUCAGUAUUACGCGCAAGAAUGCGGUUGCGUGCCCUUCAAGUAUGUUCCAUGAGCACCGAGCGUGCGAGAAGCAUAUUUGCGCUCUCAACGAACCCAGGAAUAAAAACCAGCCCCAUUGGAAUCUAUGGCG
This is a messenger RNA of Galendromus occidentalis (western predatory mite), 452 nucleotides long. RefSeq names its product forkhead box protein B2. Bases 18 to 374 code for a protein of 118 amino acids. The transcript has 3 exons. The record is from RefSeq and is a predicted model, not a curated record. NCBI's taxonomy places the organism in Eukaryota, Metazoa, Arthropoda, Arachnida, Mesostigmata, Phytoseiidae.